Thamnophis elegans (Western terrestrial garter snake) is the source of this 2589-nucleotide messenger RNA. RefSeq names its product programmed cell death 1 ligand 1-like. Gene Ontology annotation, biological process: cellular response to lipopolysaccharide; immune response; positive regulation of T cell proliferation. The record is from RefSeq and is a predicted model, not a curated record. Lineage: Eukaryota; Metazoa; Chordata; Lepidosauria; Squamata; Natricidae. The transcript has 6 exons. The coding region runs from base 92 to 895 and encodes 267 amino acids. Gene Ontology annotation, cellular component: external side of plasma membrane.
AGACACUUAGCUCAAGCCAGUGCAGAGGGAAGUCUGCUUGAGAGAAACCAAGGGAAAUCAUCUGACACGCUCCGGAGAUAUUUCUGGAAAAAUGGACAAUUUCCUACCAGUUCUGCAGUUUGCCAUCCAGCUUCCUUUGACAGCAGCUUUAUUCAGGGUGAGUGUUAUUCAGCCUCAUUACUCUGCAGAAUAUGGAAGCAACGUGACCAUAGGAUGUCGCUUUCCAACUGAUAAUUCCUUGAAUAUGGCACAAUUGAAUAUCUUCUGGCAGCAAAAACUGUCAGACGAAGUCAAGGAAGUUUACAAGCUCAUAAAUGGACAUGAAGACCUGUCAGGGCAACACCAACAUUUUCAAGGAAGAGUCACAUUAUUAUAUGAGGAAUUGAAAAGGGGCUAUUCUAUGCUACAUAUCACCCAUCUAAGGAUUACAGAUGCUGGAUGUUACCAUUGCGUUGUCAACUAUCGUGAAGCUGAUCACAAGUACAUUGACUUGGAAAUUGAAGCGCCUUACAAGAGGAUAAACAUCCAGGAAAGAAAAGAAGAAGAAGACCACAUUUUAACUUGCCAGGCAGAAGGGUACCCUCUGGCUGAUGUUCUUUGGUUUUAUGAAAACAGAAUCAAUGACACGAUAUUUGCAAACACCACACAUAAGCUGACAGACACAGGACUUUUCAACAUAACCAGUGUCUUGAGAAUCAAACCAACUGCUCCUGGAAAUUACAGCUGCAUAUUCCAAAAUAAGGAAUGGAGGCAAACCUCAGCUCACAGAACAGUAUUUCUAAUAGAUCAAAGAAAUGAAAGAAAUGCAUCGGGCACUGGGAAAAAUUCCAUGAUCUUGUUUAUCCCAACAAUUUUGUAUAGUGCUAUGAUUUUAUUUACUACCACUAAAGUCUAAGGGUGGGAAAUUAAUAAAUUUGCACACCCAGAAAGAAGAAGAUCUGUAGCAUCAAAUCAAGGAUAAAGUUUGGUGACUGAUGCAGAUGGAGAAUCCUGAGCAAAUACAAGAAGCAGUUCUUUUUUGUUGUUUGAUCCUCCAUUGAGUCUCCUCUUAGAAACUUCCUUAAGGAAGUUGGACUGUAGAGGUAAUUAAUGCUGAUCUCUCUGGUUUUCUUAUGUUCAUUGUUCAUUCCAAAUACUUGUGGAAAAUGUGCAGGUUAGAGAUUUGGGAAUUACUUAUUUUCAAGACUCCCUGCAGCUUCCAGAUAUAGCCUCAUACAGAACAGGUGAUAUAUAAGAAAACAUUCUUCUUCUUGUUGCAACACAAACUCCAGCCCUUAUGGACUUGUGUGUGAUGUCAUGAUUUAAUUAAGAAGAUAGGGUGUAUCCUCUAAUACUGCAAUGAACAUUUCCUUAUGUUGGCACCUUUAUGGCUAGCUGCAGGUGCCUCUGGUCUGACUUCACAUUUUUGCUAUAGAAAUGUUCUUUCUGAAAGCUAGCUCCACCAUUAAUUAUUGCACAGCAGCAUCUCAAUCAACAGAUGAUGAGGUCUUAGGAAACAGUUGUGUGCACUAGAUCUCCUUCCUUGUAAGACAGCCUGAUAUUCUCAAGCAUUAGGGAGAAUGUUGUCCUGUUACUAUUAAAUUAAAAUGUAUUUAAAUUUUAGCUAUUAUUGUUCAGUAGAUGGCUUCUGGAUGGGUAUGAAGAGUGGUAGUUCCAUUUUGUCCUGUCUGAUGCUCUUAUGAAACAUUGUAACUAACAUUUUUAAUAUAUUUACAAAGUAUUGUAAUAUAGCACGUGCAAAGUAUGAGUUAGAAAUCGGAUAUCUGCUGUUUCAAACCUUUCUGCAACUAUAGUCUUAGACAAGUUUUUUGUAUAAUAAUGACAUUCUGGAUCUUUUCAAUUACAAUCAAAAAUCUUUGUUGUAGAGAUGUUAAAAUGCUAUAAAUUUUUUGAAUACUUAAUAAUGCAUAGUUCAGAUUAACUGGGAUAUUAGGUAGUUGAAAAGUGCUGUGAAUCUCUGAGGAAGAUUAAAAGUAGCAAAACUGAAUAUUGCCUCAAGACUGAUGAUACAUUAACUAGGAUUGAUUUUUGCUGACAGUUUAGAUAAAUUGAUUAUUGAUUUAGUUCCAAUUGAAUGGUAAAUAGGGUUUCCGUUUCAAAAGUAUGUAAAUAGAAGCUCUAACUUUCCUGACUGCAAAUUAUAUAAUUCAGCACAUUUAUUAGUUUCUAUAAUACAUUCAGAUGAAAAUGAUACUGAAUAGGUCUGGCUCAUGGACCAUUUGGAAAGUCAAGCUUUGGAACUGUUGAAAUCCUGUAUAUAUGUGGUUCCAACUAUGCAGGUAGUCCUCAACAUGUGAAUGUAAUAGAACCUGCCCAUUAUGGUUACAUAUUGUGACUGUCAUAAAACAAGUUGUCAUGUGACUGGUCCAAUUUUACAACUUUUUUUCAUGGUCAUUAAAUGAAUGUGGCAGUAAGUAAUAAGUGCAAACCCAUUUUUUCCCUAUGGGCACAGACUUGCGGAAAACCAGAAGGGCCAGUUUUUCAGCAAAAAUGUCAUAAAAUGUAACAUGACUAUGGGUGUCAACCGUCCCAUUUGGCCAGUGCCGGAUUUAGAUGAAAAGAGGCCCUAGGUUAUUCCACUUAUGAGGC